CAGACAACGUUCUGAACAUAUUUCAGUGCGGAUCAAAUGGUGCUCCAGUGUCAACAUUUUUACUUUUUGGGCGUUUUGCUGUUUGGUCUUUCGCUGACGAUGGUGAUGACAUUCCGCUCGACCAACAUCAACUCGAUCAGCGUCGUCGUCGAUUCAGGACAAAAUCAAAAUUCAAAUCAAAAUCAAACAACAACGUCAAAACCCAAUAAACAGUUGGUCGAACUUGGACAAGUGAGUUAUCCUUGGAUUGGCGAUCCGACAUGCCAACAUUUUCCCGUUCAGUUUGCCAAAAAUAAAAGCCGUCCGCAAUGGGCGUUAACUUCAUUCCCCGGAAGUGGAGUGACGUGGACUCGUCAGCUCAUCGAAGGUGCAACGGGGAUAUACACGGGAACCGUCUACGGACCCAGCGAACCCAGUAUUUUAGACGGGAAUCACCAUGGCAACCAAGCAGACACAGACUGUGGUUGCACGAUCCUGAUUAAAGAUCACGGAUACCCGGAGACUUAUCCAUUCGUGGGAACGGCGGGACCCUACGAAAACCGUGGGAUCCUCCUCAUCCGGAAUCCAUUCGACGCUUUGUUCACCUUUGUCCACUUCCUGUGGAGUGGCAACGAUCAAAAAGGAACAGUUUCGUCAGAUCUUUUGACUGGUCCAGAGUGGGAGGAUCACUUUCAAUACGUGUCCAAAGAAUGGGCGGAGCAUGCGAUCCGCUGGAUACAAAACAUCCGAAACGGGACCGUCAUCUUCUACGAACUGCUCCUGCAAGACACCGAGGACGAACUGAAUCGGCUCUUGCGGGCCGUCAACUUGAUCGAUCCUGUCGAUCCUGAGCGGAUGCGCUGCACCAUCAAACAUAAGAAACGGACGGACCGCAAACGUUCCGUAAAACCCAGGAUCCCGCUGACUCCUGCGCAAUACUCCAAGAUGCUGGGGUCCAUCAAACGAGUCCAGGAUAGUCUCCGCCAAAAGGGAUGGCCGCUGCUACCCCUUCAUCUCUACAAUCUGCACAAUGGUGAGUCACUGGGCGUAAUAUAAAGUUUU
Molecule: messenger RNA, 1041 nt
Organism: Daphnia pulicaria
Lineage: Eukaryota; Metazoa; Arthropoda; Branchiopoda; Diplostraca; Daphniidae
Product: WSC domain-containing protein 1-like
Exons: 5
Coding region: 37-1035 (332 amino acids)
Source: RefSeq, a predicted model, not a curated record